UCUAAUUAAAACAAUUAACAGCUUUAUUCGUCUUAUGUGGACAGAACACUGCGUUUAAUUUAUUUUCUUCGUCGCCGUGAUACCAAUCUCCUUCACUGCAUUUAAUCAAUUUUUUUUGUUUUCAUCAAAGUGUCUUCCUGUACGAUCCAAUCAAAUCCUAAUCCAUUGGAGCGUGGUGGUUACCGAGGUGGUCGUGGUGAUGGCCGUGGCAGAAGCGGCGGAGGUCGUGGUUACGACGGAGGAGGAGGAGACCGUGGUCGCAGUUAUGGCGGCACAGAUCGCGGUCGUGGUCACGGCACAGAGUGAGACGGCGGUAAUCGUGGUCAAGGUCGUGGUGAGCAUCAUGAUUUCAGAAGCCAGGGUCAUUGGGGACCUCCAUCUGGUCACGGUGGCUGUGGGACUCAGUUUCAGCAACCUUGACCACAGGCGGCUCCUCAGCCGCCGCCAGCUCAGGUGACACAAGUAAGUCAUGCUAGAGGCGCCGGUAGGGGAUCUUGGUGUCGUAAGCCACAGGUUUCUCCAGCUUCGGCUUCUCCGUCCACCUCUGUCGUGGUUUCUGAACCCGUUGGUGUUGCUGAAGUGAUGAAUCCAAGACCAUCUGUACAAGGUUCGUCUACUAUUGAUAGGAAAGAACCACUGAAGCGACCUGAUAGAGGCGGUGUUGUGGUUGUGCGGCGUGUUAAUCUAUUUGUCAAUCACUUUAGAGUCAACUUCAAUCCGGAUACUGUCAUAAGACAUUAUGAUGUUGAAAUCAAAGGAGAUAAUCCUACUAAGAAGAUAUCGAGGUUUGAGCUAGCUAUGGUCAGAGACAAGGUGUUCACCGACAAUCCCCAAGAGUUUCCCUUUGCUAUGACUGCUUAUGAUGGUCAGAAGAACAUUUUCAGGGCGGCUGAACUGCCUACGGGAUCAUUCAAUGCGGAGUUCCCGGGAACUGAAGAGCUGAGAGGUCGUAGCUAUACGUUUACCAUGAAGCAGUUGAAUGCGCUGAAGCUACGUGACUUGAAAGAGUACAUGACAGGGAGUACGUCUUUGAAUCCGCGUGAUGUAUUGCAAGGGAUGGAUGUUGUGAUAAAAGAGCAUCCUUCGAAGUGUAUGAUCAGUGUUGGUAAAAGCUUUUUUCACUCGUGAGACUGAGCCUGGUGAAGACUUUCGCUUCGGGAUUGCAGCUACGAGAGGGUAUCGUCAUACUCUGAAGCCCACGACACAAGGUUUAUCAUUGUGCUUGGACUACUCCGUGUUGGCGUUUCACAAAGCAAUGUCAGUCAUCGAGUAGAAGUUGUACUUUAACUGGUCUGAUAUGCGUCAGUUCAGGAAUUGUAGGCGUGAUGUGUGGAACGGGAAUUGGACCAUAAAUAAACAUCACGGUUAAACAAAAUAAAAAAAGGCCUGCUGAAUUAGACCGACA
Molecule: messenger RNA, 1405 nt
Organism: Camelina sativa (false flax)
Lineage: Eukaryota; Viridiplantae; Streptophyta; Magnoliopsida; Brassicales; Brassicaceae
Source: RefSeq, a predicted model, not a curated record